GCUCGACGCUCGGAGGAAGUUUCGCUUCGGACGUUUCGCGGACCGGGGCCGGUUUUUAUUUCGCUUUUUCCCCCCCUCCCCCGUCCCGUUAACCUUUCCCUUUCGGUGACGGAACUUCAGACAUGGCGCAGUACAAAGGGGCGGCGAGCGAGGCCGGCCGGGCCAUGCAGCUCAUGAAGAAAAGGGAGAAACAGCGGGAGCAGCUGCAGCAACUCAAACAGAAGAUCGCCGAGGAGAACCUGGUGAAGUCUAACAUCGAUAAGAAGUUCUCAGCUCACUAUGAUGCAGUGGAGGCUGAACUCAAAUCCAGCACUGUUGGCCUGGUGACCCUGAAUGACAUGAAGGCGAAGCAGGAAGCCCUCGUGAAGGAGCGGGAGAAACAACUCGCCAAGAAGGCACAGUCCAAAGAGCUGCAGCUCAAGCUGGAGAAACAGAAAGAGAGGGAGCGCAAGAAGGAGGAGAAGAGGAAAAUAGCCAGCUUAUCCUUCACCCUGGACGAGGAAGAGGAUGACGAGGAUGAUGUGGAAGAGGAUGACGAAACAGGAGACGAGUUGAAAAGUGAGGAUGAGGACCUGGCAUUAGAAGUUCCUAUCAAGAGAAGGAAGCUUGGGAAAAAUCCAGAUGUGGACACAAGCUUUUUGCCAGACAGGGACCGGGAGGAGGAGGAGAACCGUCUGAGGGAGGAGCUGCGGCAGGAAUGGGCAAACAAGCAGGAGAAAAUCAAAAGCGAAGAGAUGAAGAAAGGAAACACGAUACAACAGUUCCUACAGAAAGGUCUAGAGAUCCUGCGGAAAGAUUUCAGUGAGCUGAGAUCUGCUGGAGUCGAACAACUUAUGUACAUCAAAGAAGAUCUCAUCAUUCCACAUUGGGGAGCGGUGGUCAUUCAGCCCGUUUGCAGGGUGCCCAGGCGAGCAGCGUUGGCGUCUCCAUCCGCACGCGAUCGUGCUGCCACUUUGGCAGCAGGUCUGUCGUUUCCUGUGGAACCGCCUAUGACACUGGGACUCAUUCUGCCUGGACCGCUGUUCAGCUUCGAUGUCCACGAGGAUGUUCGCUUACUCAGCGAUGCCACCGUUGAGAAGGAUGAGUCCCACGCUGGGAAGGUCGUCCUGAGGAGCUGGUAUGAGAAGAACAAGCACAUUUUCCCGGCUAGCCGCUGGGAACCCUACGAUCCAGAGAAGAAGUGGGACAAGUACACGGUCUUUCUGUACUGUGUGGCGGCCAUUUUGGUCACACAGGCCAUUUCUUCAAAGAAGAUGGCUCCCAGCGGGUUGCAAGUUCAGGUUUGCACAAUUUUUAUGGACACGCUAUAG
This is a messenger RNA of Rhincodon typus (whale shark), 1310 nucleotides long. RefSeq names its product family with sequence similarity 50 member A (gene fam50a). NCBI's taxonomy places the organism in Eukaryota, Metazoa, Chordata, Chondrichthyes, Orectolobiformes, Rhincodontidae. Gene Ontology annotation, cellular component: nucleus. Bases 123 to 1310 code for a protein of 395 amino acids. Gene Ontology annotation, biological process: chromatin organization. The transcript has 13 exons. The record is from RefSeq and is a predicted model, not a curated record.